AUGUAAAAAUCUUAAUUUAGAUUUGAGAAUAAACCAUCAAAGCAGUUUCCACUAGACAAUAAAGUUUGGAAAUCGCAUGAAAAUCCAACCAACAAUGAAGAACCUUUAAUUACAGAGGAAUCAGAAUUCGGUUUCUAAAACGAAAUCAAACGAAUUUUUAAGUAGAUUUUAAUUUUUAUCUUAGCGAUUCGAGGUGUCAACAAUAUACCAACAGCAUGAUUAUAAAUAACUAUACUGUCCAUUCUAUCUCAUAAGCCACAUUCAAUCAUGUAGAUUAAGAGCUUGUACUAUCCAAAUAAAUUUUAGGGUUAAGAAUAUCUAACUAACCAAUGGGAUUAAUAUAGAUACAAAUCAGUUAUUUAAUGA
Molecule: messenger RNA, 366 nt
Organism: Paramecium octaurelia
Lineage: Eukaryota; Ciliophora; Oligohymenophorea; Peniculida; Parameciidae
Source: the annotation of a GenBank genome assembly